AUGAGCCCUCCUCCAUCCCGGAAGAACGGCGGCAGUCAUCCUUCCGCUCCUAAACAAAUUCGCUUCGUUUCAACAGAUGGGCAACCGCAGACAAAGCGGCGACGAGUAAACGCUGCGUGCCUCACGUGUCGCAAGCGCAAGACACGAUGUUCUGGCGAAAAGCCAGUGUGCCGAACAUGCAUCGACUACAAUCAUCAGUGCCUUGGUUAUGACGGGCCUUCUCACGUUCGAGCGCAAUCCGACACCGCGUCGCAUAGUUCCGCCGCGCCAUCCAUCACCAACUCGGUUGAACCGACUGCUUCGCGAGGGCCUUCAAAAACCAAUAAUCGGUCUCUGGAGCCAGCGAGACAAAACAAAGCGUCAAUAGGUGAUGGAACCUUUGGUGAAACCUCCAAAGUGCUGGAACCCUUUAAGACCGAUGGACACUGUCCACCUGAGGGUUCAUUCCUUCGGCCGACAAAAGAAAGUGGAACAAAAGAGAUUGAGCAGCAAGCAGCGGGAGAAAGUCCGGAAAGCAAUCGGACUACCACAAGCUCCAGCGGCCGUACACAUGUUCCCUAUUUCAGGUACUUUGGGCCAACGGCCAUUGUUCCUGGGUUCAAGCAGAUGGUUGUCCAGGUACGAGGUUCGCGGAAGAGCAAUGCAUCGUUAUCAUCAGACUCAAUCUCGCCUUUACGAAGUCCGAAGCUCCUUGAUAGCGGCGUUCUCCAUCUCAACGCCAUUGUUGAUAACACUGAUAGUCGUGAUGCCAACACUAUCCCCUUCUACGACAGAGAAGACGCCCUACCUGUGGGUAAUCUGGUCACCCACCUCUGUGAAUUGUUCUUUGUACACUUGGGCUGCAGCUUCCCCUUCCUGCGGCGAGAUCGCUUUCUUGGCGAUUUGAAGGACAAGAAGAUUGAUACCAUGCUGGUGGAUUCCGUGUGUGCGUUGGCCGCCCGAUUUUCGCCGCACCCCUUAUUGAGUCCUCCGCAAGCGCCUCCAAUUGAUGCGUCUGAGCCUCAACCAAUCAUGCAGAAAUCCAACCGCGGCCAACCGUUUGCAAACAGGGCAAUGAAUGCUUUGGUUGAUUCUCUCGCAUUCCCUACUCUCUCCGUUGUUCAAGCAUGUUUAUUGCUUGCCUACGAGGAAUUCGGUUCUAACCACGAUAGUGGUUUGUGGAUGUAUCUAGGCAUAUCUAUCCGGAUGGCGCAGGAUCUUGGGAUGCAGAAACUACAAGGCUUGGACUACAGCUAUGGCCGGACUGGUGUGACUCCUAGCGCAGUCAUGACCGGACAAGCCUCAAAACUGAGGGAAGAUGAAUACGACGUACCUCAUGGGAGUUCGGGCUCAAUUAAGGGAUCUCAAGAGGUGGAAGACCGGCGCGCCUGGGAGCGCGAGAGGGUGGAUACGUUCUGGAGCAUUUUCUUCCUCGAUAGAGUGAUCUCAUCUGGAACAGGACGGCCAGUGACCCUACGGGACGAGGACAUAGAGCUCCGUUUCCCUUUACAGUCCGGAUCGCAGCUUUCCAACGGCUGGCCAUCGCCCUUUCCACCCCUUAUUCGCAUUAUUCAUCUUUAUGGAAGAGUCACAGAUCUUAUAAACGGUAUGCAGGACGCCAACCAUGUAACUCCCGACACGCUGAAAAGACUAAGCGGGAUGGAAAGCGACUUGACAGGUAUAUAUCAACGGUUAUCGCCAAGACUUCAUUUCAACGCUGCGAAUUUUCAAGCCUAUGUGAAGGCAAAAGAAGGAACAAAUUUUAUCCUCCUUCAUUUCUGGUUCCACACGGUAAUUGUUCUCUUGCAUCAACCGACUCUUCUAAACUCUUUCGGAGGCACUAUGCAACAUCUAUACCCUAACAGCAGGGAACUUUCUAUGUCCUCAGCGAAGACGAUCGCGGACAUCUUGUCAUUCUCAGAGCUCGUGGAUGGGAAGAGUUUUAUCGGUAACCCUUUCACUAGUCAGCCGAUGUAUAUAGCAGCAUGCGCUUUCCUUAUGGAGAGCGCUUAUUAUUCAUCUCCCUCGUCGCGAUCUGUCUCGCCCUCCCAUCAAGCAUUACUCGCCAACCAAACCAGUGGGUUCUUUAUGGACUCUUCCAGCUCAUCAGACCGCAAGCCAGCUACGAAGCACAGUCUUCUUGCGUCUGCCGCCAAGGAGAACUAUCAGAGGUGCUACAAAGCUUUGAAGUCACUUGAGAAUUAUUGGGAAGGCACAAAGUACAUCUUGACGGUCCUGGACCAAAAGGCAAAAGGAAUCGUGGACCCUUUGUUAUAUACUGAGGAAGAGAUGGAGGGAACCGCGGAAACACCCUCGACCGGGUCUAAUUGGCGCCAAUCAAUCGGUGCUACAAACCCCAUAGAAAGGCCAGCUUCUGCUGUAGCCUCUCCCUUUGACGGAAGACCGUCACCGAGAAUGGAUCCCAGCCAAGCCAUCGGGUGGUCUCUUAGCAAUGCAACCAAUUCCUCACAGCCUAACCUUAGCGUUCUCUAUCAGAUGCCCGCUGUUCACGCCGAGGAACCCUCCCCUGACAACAAAUCUCAACCUCUACAGAAUCGCCACAGUUAUACUAAUGCGCUAGUAUCACCAGGUCUCGAGCAAGGCUCAGGCUCAUAUUCGCGCAACAACGACCACAGGAGUACUUCCAAUAUAUCUCAUGAUUCCCUGGUUUCUCCUCGCCGGGUAACGACGUCGGAGGCAACUCUUCUUGGUCUGCAUUCUCCAUACCCUCAUCCUGCGCCGCGUCCUUCGAACUCUCAUGCAACCCAUAACCAAGCUGUUCCGAUCUCGUCAUCCACAAGCCUCAAUUCUCAUGCCGCAACAUACAACUAUAUACCAUCUACUACGAGUGAUCGCCACGUCAGCGACAGUCACAUGGGGUCCAGGCACUCAGAUAUUCACUCUAGCAUGAAUCCGCAGGCGGGUGAUCUUCUGAUUGAGAGCCAGGAUAUUGAUAUGUCAGCGCUUCACCAUCAAGAUCAGUUGCCUCUACCCUUUACUGGACUUCCUUGGCUGGAGUAUCUUCCACAAGAUGUUCUCAGCUAUUUUGGCGAACACCAAAAUUACCCGCUCCUGAGCCCUGACGAAGGGACUCAUCCCCCGUCUCACUAA
This is a messenger RNA of Aspergillus mulundensis, 3090 nucleotides long. Its product is annotated as putative C6 transcription factor. The record is from RefSeq and is a predicted model, not a curated record. The coding region runs from base 1 to 3090 and encodes 1029 amino acids. Gene Ontology annotation, biological process: DNA-templated transcription; regulation of DNA-templated transcription. The transcript is spliced from 9 exons. Gene Ontology annotation, molecular function: zinc ion binding; DNA binding; DNA-binding transcription factor activity, RNA polymerase II-specific. Lineage: Eukaryota; Fungi; Ascomycota; Eurotiomycetes; Eurotiales; Aspergillaceae.